This is a messenger RNA of Peronospora matthiolae, 483 nucleotides long. The record is from the annotation of a GenBank genome assembly. NCBI's taxonomy places the organism in Eukaryota, Oomycota, Peronosporomycetes, Peronosporales, Peronosporaceae.
AUGAGCGACGACUCCAUUGCCGCGCAGCGUCUACGACAAGAGCGCAAGAACUGGCGGCGGGACCAUCCAGCGGGUUUCUGGGCACGACCCAUCACCAAUGAAGACGGGUCCCUGAAUCUCAUGAUGUGGCACGCAGGGAUCCCGGGCAAAGCUGGCACGGACUGGGAGGGCGGCGUGUUUAAAAUGUCGCUGGGCUUCUCGGAGGACUAUCCGAGCAAGCCGCCGCUUGUGAAGUUUACGCCGCCGCUGUACCAUCCCAAUGUGUACCCAUCUGGGACCGUCUGUCUCAGCAUCUUGAACGAAGACAAGGACUGGAAGCCCAGUGUGACCAUCAAACAGAUCCUCAAGGGCGUGCAGGACCUACUGGACCAGCCCAACAUGGCUGACCCGGCACAGCGAGAGCCGUACAUGGACUUGAAAAACGACCCGGAACUGUACAAACGCAAGGUGCGGCAAUUGGCACUCAAGAACCGGGAGAGUUAG